ACAGCGCGGGGCCGGCGGGAGGGUCAGCACCGCGGACAGCAGCGCACUGCCCCAGCCUCAGCCGCCGCUCGCCAGCCUGCUCGCCCUCAGCCACACGCGCCAUGGCCGCGGAGACUCACCUGCAACGAGUCGAGAUCUCAGCCGCCCAGUUUUUCGAGAUCUGGAAUCACUACGACUCUGAUGGCAAUAGGUACCUGGAUGGGAAAGAGCUGCUGAACUUCAUCCAGGAGCUUCAGCAGGCACGAAAGAAGGCAGGAUUGGAAUUAACACCUGAAAUGAAAGCAUUUGUGGACCAGUACGGGAAAAGUACUGAUGGAAAAAUAGGAAUAGUCGAGCUUGCUCAGAUAUUACCAACAGAAGAGAACUUCCUAUUGUUCUUUAGGUGCCAGCAGCUCAAGUCAAGUGAAGAUUUCAUGCAGAUCUGGCGAAAAUAUGACACUGACCAUAGUGGCUUCAUUGAGACUGAAGAACUUAAGAGUUUUUUGAAAGAUUUACUACAGAAAGCAAAUAAGCAGAUUGAUGAUUCCAAGCUAACAGAAUACACCGAAAUAAUGCUGAAGAUGUUUGAUUCAAACAAUGAUGGAAAGCUGGAACUUACUGAAAUGGCCAGUUUACUACCAGUGCAGGAAAACUUUCUUCUUCAAUUUAAGAGUGUCAAAAUGUGUGGGAAAGAGUUCAAUAAAGCUUUUAAGCUGUAUGAUCAAGAUGGCAGUGGAUACAUAGAUGAAAAUGAAUUAGAUGCAUUACUGAAAGAUCUGUGUGAAAAGAACAAAAAGGACUUAGACAUUAACAAACUGGAAACAUACAAGAAAAACAUCAUGGCCUUGUCUGAUGGAGGAAAGCUUUACCAAACAGAACUUGCUCUUAUUCUUUCUGCAGAGCAGGAUUAGAGACCUCCUGUCAUUUCAGCUGAACUAGUGAUAUACUGUAUCAACACAAUAACUGUGCACUAUAAGGGAGUAGCCUGUACUUUCUUUUAUAUCUGUAAAUUUAAAUCGCAUAUAAUUAGCCAUGAUGUGUGGCACAUUCUUUUCAGUCUGUUUCUAUACUGUUUAAUGUACAGUUUUUGUAAUUAAGAUAAAGAGUGUCUGUUUGGGCCAGUCUGUAUAUUCAAGAAGAAACUAAGACCUUUUUUUGCUUUCAUAAAAAUGGCUGAAAAAAAAUUUAAAAUUCUGAGACUGUUUUGUUCAUCAUAUCCUUUGACACUUGCAACAUUUCUGUUCAAUUACACAUUAAGUAAAAGCCCAGAGAGCUCUUUCAGUGCACAACUAAAUACGAGUUUUUAAAUGUAGAAUGUAAAAAUGCUGUUUUCAAGUAGGAAAGAUGACCAGGGAUGUUUGAACUGAAAGAUUUACCAAGCUGGUGAGAAAUGUUUUCAGUAGUCUGACUAGCUACUUGCAAAUCUAUGCUCCUUGCAGUUUUGCAGUAAAUGAGGAAAGCUUACGAACUUAUGGCAUACAGACAUAACAUCUAUAAACAGCAGAUAUCUGGAACAGCUCCCAGUGCUGCUGUUCACAAACAAUGUUGUUUUCCAUUUAGCUGUUUAAUUUCACUAAAUUUAAACAAGGUGAUAAGCAUCUAAGAAAUACAAGAGACAAAGCUUCUUGACAAACUUUUAAUCUAUUUUGCAAACCUGGCUACAUUACAGAUAGGAUAAUUAAUACACACAUUCGCAUAAUACAAUAAGUGUAACUCAUGAAAAUUGCUGUGUCAGAGAAUAUGACAAUCCAUUUCUAAACUAUUUGCACAUAUUGCAGGUUAAAAUUAUUGUAGUAAACUGCUGUUUUUAAAUGAUAUUCGGUGUAACCUAUAAUUAAAUUUAAUAUACUAAGACUACCCUUGUCUAGUUUGUCUACUUCCUGGAUUUUCUUAGCAAGUAGAAAACAAGGAAAAGUGUGCUCGCUGCAUCUUACACUAAAUUUCUAAUGGAGAAAAUUAUUGGAAUUUAAGACUUAAAAAAACAAUCCAUUUCUCAAAGUACUAAUUCAACACCAAGUCUAGUCGUUUAUAUAGCAGACUCUAAAUUAGCUUACUCUGCAGGGGAAUUCUUAAAGCAGAAAGCACACUAUAAUUGCUCCUGUCUAUUUUAUAAUUGUGCUCUGUAGGCCUGGGUCUAAUUCUACUUACACCAGUUUUAUGCCAGCAUAACUCCAGACUUCAGUGGCGUUGCUCCCAAUUUAUAGCAGUGUGAGAACAGAAUUAGGUGUAUGUCUUAAUGUCAAUCAACCUAAGCUGCCUCUACUUAAAGGAUGGUGUUUCAGAAGCAAUCCCAGCUCAAUAGAUUAUUUUAUUAGCUGGAUACAAUGCCUAAAAUGCAUCCACAGUAACUUAUCUGACAAACAGGGGCAAAUCAGUUUAAUUAGAUAGAAGUGGUCUCAAGCAGCAAGUGUAUUGGGUCCUCUCCGAUCUUGAGAUAGAUGUAAUUAGAAGAUAGGAGGAGGUGGCGGCAACAGAAUGAUUCUUGGUGG
This is a messenger RNA of Chelonoidis abingdonii (Abingdon island giant tortoise), 2468 nucleotides long. RefSeq names its product calbindin 1 (gene CALB1). Gene Ontology annotation, biological process: regulation of presynaptic cytosolic calcium ion concentration; regulation of long-term synaptic potentiation. The record is from RefSeq and is a predicted model, not a curated record. Gene Ontology annotation, cellular component: terminal bouton; dendrite; cytosol. Gene Ontology annotation, molecular function: calcium ion binding. NCBI's taxonomy places the organism in Eukaryota, Metazoa, Chordata, Testudines, Testudinidae.